Molecule: messenger RNA, 1016 nt
Organism: Hyla sarda
Lineage: Eukaryota; Metazoa; Chordata; Amphibia; Anura; Hylidae
Product: dynein light chain Tctex-type 5-A-like
Exons: 2
Coding region: 51-689 (212 amino acids)
Biological process (GO): microtubule-based movement
Cellular component (GO): cytoplasmic dynein complex; cytoplasm
Molecular function (GO): dynein intermediate chain binding
Source: RefSeq, a predicted model, not a curated record
GGGGACAGACGGCCGUGUGAACGCACCCGAGUAAGACUGAUGGUUAAGAGAUGACAAUCGAUGUCAGGAGGGAGGCCGCACAGCCAGGGCGGAGGGUUUGUCGCUUUUGUCAAAUGGAUCAACCCCAUGAAAGUGAUUUGAAGCGGUGGAUUUAUUCCAAGCCCAAGCAGCACCAAAAGAGGAACGAAGGUGAAGCCCUACGAUCGCAGGCAGUGACCCCUCUAUUCACCGGCGGCCAGAGGUGCCAAGAAACCGGGAUGAGAAGACGAACCGCUACUCAGGAACAACCGAAACCGACCACCCAGUCCCGACACGUGGUGGACCACAGCUCCGUGGAUCCAGAUUUCGACCUGCACCCUCAUCCUAGUCGAGUCUUCUCUUCGGAUGAAGCCUUGAGGGUCAUGAAGUCCAUCUUAGAUGCGGAGCUGGGAGAUUGUGUAUACGAGGCUACGGGGAGCCGGCGGAGAGCAAUGGAGCUGGCGGAGUUAGUUAAAGCGGCGGUCAGGGACCUGGGGUACGAGCGGUACAAGCUGGUCUGCUACGUGGUGCUGGGCCCGGUGUCCGGGGGGACCGUAUCCUGCUGCAGCAGAAGUGUGUGGAGUCCGAAAUCGGAUACGUACGCGGAAUAUCUGUUCCGGAACCAGUCUCUGUUCGCACUGUGCAUUGUGUACGCCGGAUAUUAUGAGUGAGAGAUGCGAAAUGAUACGGAGGAUAUUAAAGGGGUACUCCGGUGGAAAAACUCAUAAUUUUUUUUUUUUUUUUUUUUAUGAACUGGUGCCAGAAAGUUAAACAGAUUUGUAAAUGAUUUCUAUUUAAAAAAUCUUUACCCUUCCAGUACUUUUUAGCAGCUGUACGCUACAGAGGAAAUUAUUUUUCUUUUUGAAUUUCUUUUUUUUGUCUCUCUGCUGACACCUCUGUCCAUGUCAGGAACUGUCCAGAGCAGCAUAGGUUUGCUAUGGGGAUUUUCUCCUGCUCUGGACAGUUCCUGAUACGGGCAACGGGUGUCAGCAGAGAGC